AUUAACUUUUGCUCCCUCCAUCUUAAUCUCUGCCUCAUGUCUUUGGUAGUAACCAUAUAAGCAUUACUGAUUAUAUAAAGACUCCAAGGGGACAUAAUCCUGAUAACACCAAGUUAUAAAGAGGAGAGAGAGAGAGAGAGAGAGAGAGAGAGAGAGAGAGAGAGAGAGAGAGAGAGAGAGAGAUUUUGGUGAAGAGAUGAGCACUGCAAGAUUCAUCAAAUGUGUGACCGUUGGCGACGGAGCAGUUGGAAAGACUUGUAUGCUCAUUUCUUACACCAGUAACACUUUUCCAACGGAUUAUGUGCCAACGGUGUUUGAUAAUUUCAGCGCGAAUGUUGUGGUUGAUGGGAGCACGGUGAACCUCGGGCUUUGGGAUACUGCAGGCCAAGAAGAUUACAACAGGCUAAGACCUCUUAGUUACAGAGGUGCUGAUGUGUUCUUGUUAGCCUUUUCUCUCAUUAGUAAGGCUAGCUAUGAGAAUAUCUCCAAGAAGUGGGUUCCUGAAUUGAGGCAUUAUGCACCAAAUGUACCUAUCGUGCUCGUAGGAACUAAGCUCGAUUUACGCGAUGAUAAGCAGUUCUUCAUUGACCAUCCUGGUGCUGCACCAAUAACAACAUCACAGGGAGAAGAAUUGAAGAAAAUGAUUGGUGCAGUUGUUUAUAUAGAAUGCAGUUCCAAAACUCAGCAGAAUGUGAAGACUGUGUUUGAUUGUGCAAUUAAGGUAGUUUUGCGUCCUCCGAAGCAAAAGAAAAGAAGAAGAAAGCCAAGGACAUGUUUUAUUCUUUGAGCGGAAAUAUGUUAUGCCCAACACAAAUCUUUGCUUCAAAAUCUUUUUAUAGAGCUAUUGCAAUUCUGUGUUAGAUUGUUAUAAAUGGUUUGUUAUCAGAAAUGCAUGAAAUAUUUUAUGGAGUCUCAGUA
Molecule: messenger RNA, 918 nt
Organism: Asparagus officinalis (garden asparagus)
Lineage: Eukaryota; Viridiplantae; Streptophyta; Magnoliopsida; Asparagales; Asparagaceae
Product: rac-like GTP-binding protein RAC2
Exons: 7
Coding region: 197-787 (196 amino acids)
Biological process (GO): regulation of actin cytoskeleton organization; regulation of cell shape; actin filament organization
Cellular component (GO): plasma membrane; cytoskeleton; cell cortex
Molecular function (GO): GTP binding; protein kinase binding; GTPase activity
Source: RefSeq, a predicted model, not a curated record